AUGGCUGCCGCAAACAUCAUCUCCGUGAUUGGAACCGGGAUCACCCUGCUCUCCUUUCUCCUCGACAACGUCCCAUCUGGCUCGGAUCAGACUAAGCUCAGCUAUAUCAUCGCCAACGAUGGCGGCGGGGGCGAUCUGAGCGAUGCUGGUGGCAAUCUCCCCGAUGUUCGUCUGUGGGACGAGACUGCCGAGUUUCUCGGUGCCAACUACGAUGGCAAUCAUUGCGACGAGGGCGUCACAACAUGCACCACAGAUGUCAACACUCAAGAGGCCGCAACUUACACUCUUUUCUCGGGCAAUAAUGACGCCAUCUGUAUUGCCUGGACCGGCCUAUCAUGGCCUGGUGGUCAGAAGAAGUACGGUUUCCAUCCGGGGAACUGGGCUCAUGCAUGUGACCAAACUCCGCAUAACAACGGAUAUUGGUACUACGCCGGCACACAAGUGCCGGGCAUCAACUACCAAGACGAUGUUUUCUGCGCCUGGGUAGACAAGGAUGGAGACAUACCAACCACGGGCUUCCAAGUCCACUGGCCAGAGUUUGAUGGCGACAACUCGCCGACGCAAAGCCUGGACUACUAUUGCAGAGAAAAACCACCAGUUUGGUUCCACACCGAAAGCGACCCGGGCUCCAUUUGGCACUGGACCCGGAAGCGGGACCUCUUCUCGCGCAACCCGUCCAUCAAUAUGUCGCCUGCUGAGGGGCUCCAGACCGAGAAAAGAAGACAAGAGACUAGACGGGCUCAGGGAGAACGUCUGGCCAGGCGUUUUGAGAUGGACCCCCGCAUCGUCAAAAGCUACUGGGCAAAGCAUUCCGCCACCGAGCUCUGCAACCCUGAGAUGCACGCGGCCGGACAGAGUUUUGUCUCUUACGAGGAGAAAAAGUUUUGCCACAUGCCUACAAAAACGAUCUAUUCGUUCUGCGAAGCUACCGAAAAUGGGGCCUGCUGGUCUGAUGCCGACAACAGAGUUGUUGUCCGAGAUUCUAGCACAGCGAGGCUUCCUGUGCCCGAUUUGAGUCACAUCUCUCAGACGAUCGUCUGGGGACCGGAGUGA
Messenger RNA from Colletotrichum destructivum, 1053 nucleotides. RefSeq lists its product as uncharacterized. The transcript is spliced from 2 exons. Bases 1 to 1053 code for a protein of 350 amino acids. The record is from RefSeq and is a predicted model, not a curated record. NCBI's taxonomy places the organism in Eukaryota, Fungi, Ascomycota, Sordariomycetes, Glomerellales, Glomerellaceae.